UUGCAAAAUUCAGCCAUCUAGAACUGUGUCUCAAGCUCUUGAUUCGAUCUCCCUGAUCUGCCUGCCUGAAUGAUCACAGCAUGAGACAGCCCUGUGUAAUACACAGUACAACUGCGAAUAGCCAAGGCUGCUUGAAAUAUCUGUGCGUACUGUACGAUUAAAUAGAUUAUCAGCCCACAACGACAUCGAGAACAUUGGCCGUCGAGGUUCCUGGAACACCAGAUAAUACCAGUAACGGUGCGCAACAAUCAACACCAAGGUACGACAUACCCGAACGAACAUAAAUGGUGCCUCCACGCCCUGGCUGGACGCCGCUGCGGCUCUGCCGGCCCCGCCGCCUCGCGCCACACACCACUACUCCAGCCCCAGCACGCUUGAUCUCAUCGACAACGUCCGCAUCGCAAGCGGCUGACGGCUUUCCAACAUCCUCCUCCUCUUCCCCCUCCUCCUCCGGCAAUCCCCAACCCCCCAACAAACCGCAACCACCAAAACCGAAAAAGCCGCUCACUCCCGAGCAACAAUCCUUCCUCUCGUCCGCCCUGCGGGUCAACCAGGCGGGCGAGCUAGCCGCAACACUCAUCUACCGCGCGCAGACGCCCGUGGUGGUCGGGCGGGAGCCGCACUUGCGGCCGCUGAUGCAGCACAUGUACGACCAGGAGGUGGGCCACUUCCGGACCUUCAACGAGCUGAUCGCCAAGCACCGGGUGCGGCCGACGGCGCUGUACCCGCUGUGGUCGGUGCUCGCGACGGGGCUGGGAUGGACGACGGGGGUGCUGGGCCGCGAGGCGGCCAUGGCGUGCACCGAGGCGGUCGAGACCGAGAUCGGCGGGCACUACAACGCGCAGAUCCGCCGGCUGCUGGAGAUGGUGGGCGAGUGGGAGGCCGAAGGGUACGACGUCGGGGACGAGUUUCGCGAGCUGAUCUCCACGCUGAGGAGGAUACGGGACGAGGAGUUAGAGCAUCUGGAUCAUGCCGUGGAACAUGACGCAAAGAAGGCCGAGCCGCAUUGGCUGUUGACCGGAGUCAUCAGGGCGGGGUGUAGGGGAGCGAUCUGGGUCAGUGAAAGGGUCUAAAGAGCACGGUAGGCACCAGGACGGAUUUGCCGGUGGCGAAGUGGGAUGAACAGUUUUAUUGCGGACUAAAAGUGUAUAUAUAUGUAAAUAUG
Messenger RNA from Chaetomium strumarium, 1165 nucleotides. Its product is annotated as ubiquinone biosynthesis protein COQ7-domain-containing protein. The record is from RefSeq and is a predicted model, not a curated record. NCBI's taxonomy places the organism in Eukaryota, Fungi, Ascomycota, Sordariomycetes, Sordariales, Chaetomiaceae. Gene Ontology annotation, cellular component: mitochondrial inner membrane. Gene Ontology annotation, molecular function: 3-demethoxyubiquinol 3-hydroxylase activity. Gene Ontology annotation, biological process: ubiquinone biosynthetic process. The transcript has 2 exons. Bases 285 to 1073 code for a protein of 262 amino acids.